AUGUGGGAACUCCGGUCCAUAGCCUUCUCCAGGGCCGUGCUCGCUGAGUUCCUGGCCACGCUCCUCUUCGUCUUCUUCGGCCUCGGCUCAGCACUCAACUGGCCGGAGCCUCCGGCUUCAGAGCUGCAGGUCGCCUUGGCCUUUGGCCUGGCCAUCGGCACCAUGGUACAGACUCUGGGCCACGUCAGCGGGGCCCACAUCAACCCUGCUGUGACUGUGGCCUGCCUGGUGGGCUGUAACAUCUCCUUCCUCCGGGCUGCCUUCUAUGUGGCCGCCCAGGUGCUGGGGGGAGUGGCUGGGGCUGCUCUGCUCCAUAGGAUCACACCAGCAGAUGUCCGAGGGGACCUGGCUAUCAAUACAGUGAACAACAUCACCACAACUGGCCAGGCAGUGACCAUGGAGCUGUUCGCCACCAUGCAGCUGGUGCUCUGCAUCUUAGCUUCGACUGACGGGCGCCGGACAGACAACGUGGGCACCCCUGCCCUCUCCAUCGGGCUCUCCAUCACCCUGGGCCACAUCGUCUCGAGCCACUACACCAGCUGCUCCAUGAACCCUGCCCGCUCACUGGCUCCCGCCAUCAUCACCGGCAAGUUUGACGACCACUGGGUUUUCUGGAUCGGCCCCCUGGUCGGCGCCAUCCUAGGCUCCCUGCUCUACAACUACGUCCUGUUUCCGCCCAACAAGAGCCGGGCCGAGCUGCUGGCGGUGCUGAAGGGGCUGGAGCCGGACACCGACUGGGAGGAGCGCGAGGUGCGGCGGCGCCAGUCGGUGGAACUGCACUCGCCGCAGAGCCCGCCGCGCGGGAGCAAGGCCUGA
Sorex araneus (European shrew) is the source of this 816-nucleotide messenger RNA. It is a transcript of the gene AQP2, whose product is annotated as aquaporin 2. Bases 1 to 816 code for a protein of 271 amino acids. Gene Ontology annotation, molecular function: water channel activity. The transcript has 4 exons. Gene Ontology annotation, cellular component: plasma membrane; apical plasma membrane. Lineage: Eukaryota; Metazoa; Chordata; Mammalia; Eulipotyphla; Soricidae. Gene Ontology annotation, biological process: transmembrane transport. The record is from RefSeq and is a predicted model, not a curated record.